Messenger RNA from Cynara cardunculus var. scolymus (artichoke), 1704 nucleotides. Its product is annotated as acyl-coenzyme A thioesterase 9, mitochondrial. The record is from RefSeq and is a predicted model, not a curated record. Gene Ontology annotation, biological process: acyl-CoA metabolic process. Lineage: Eukaryota; Viridiplantae; Streptophyta; Magnoliopsida; Asterales; Asteraceae. Gene Ontology annotation, molecular function: fatty acyl-CoA hydrolase activity. The coding region runs from base 260 to 1561 and encodes 433 amino acids. The transcript is spliced from 5 exons.
UAAUAAUGGCGAUGAACAUCGCAUUGAUCGCCUUGGAAAACGACCCGGAGGACCUUCAAAGUAAUUCGAUCAUAAUUGGAGGACUUACAAAAUCAUUCUCGAUUCUUCACCGAUCGAACCCCCCUUCUUGAUCAAUUUAAUUAAAACUCACUUCCAUGAUCGAUUUCCUACAAGAACUCCAUCAAAUUUCUGUAAAAUCUAACCAUCAUUUUCUCCGAUUCAUCCAAAACCCAUAAUCGAGAACCCUUUCUGACAUCAAAUGGAGUUCAACACCAUCAAAAUCAAUUCAACUUUCACUUCACCAUUUGAGAGCACUCCAAAGGGAGAUAAUGAAAACUCUUCAUUCAGAAAGCCACUCAGUUUAUGGCCAGGUAUGUAUCAUUCUCCUGUCACCGCUGCUCUAUGGGAAACUAGGUCAAAAAUCUUCGAAAGUCUUAUUGAUCCACCAAAAGAUGCACCUCCACAAAGCGAAUUGCUCACAAGAGUUCCGUCUCAAAGCAGGACUACGAUUCUGUAUAAUUUCUCAACUGAUUAUAUAUUGAGAGAACAGUAUAGGGAUCCAUGGAAUGAGGUUCGAAUUGGGAAAUUGCUUGAAGAUCUUGAUGCCCUAGCUGGAACCAUUUCAGUUAAGCAUUGCUCUGAUGAUGAUAGCAUAACAAGGCCCCUGUUGCUGGUUACUGCAUCUGUUGACAAAAUGGUUCUCAAGAGAACAAUUAGCGUUGAUGGUGAUCUCAAAAUGGCGGGUGCGGUUACAUGGGUUGGGCGAUCUUCCAUUGAGGUUCAACUUGAAGUCACCCAGUUGUCAAACGAUGGCGCUGACACUUCGGAAUCAAUAGCUCUAACGGCAAACUUUAUAUUUGUGGCCCGUGAUUCCAAAACUGGAAAAGCAGCUCCCGUGAAUCGACUCUCACCAGAAACGGAAACAGAGAAAUUGCUCUAUGAAGAGGCAGAUGCAAGAAACCGAAUGAAAAAAUUAAAAAGAGGAGAAAGCAAAGGGGUCGAGAAUGGAGAAAAAGAUCGACUUGAUUCGUUGUUGGCCGAAGGACGUAUUUUCUGUGACAUGCCCGCAUUGGCAAACCGAGACAGCAUUCUUCUUAGAGAUACCCGUCUUGAAAAUUCGUUGAUCUGCCAGCCCCAACAACGGAACAUCCACGGCCGCAUUUUUGGCGGGUUCUUGAUGCAUCGAGCGUUUGAGUUGGCUUUCUCGACCGCUUACACUUUUGCCGGAUUGAUGCCACACUUUCUUGAAGUCGAUCAUGUCGAUUUUCUAAGACCCGUGGAUGUUGGUGAUUUCCUACGUUUCAAGUCGUGUGUAUUGUAUACGGAAUUUGACAAUGCAGAGCAACCUCUAAUCAACGUUGAAGUCGUUGCUCAUGUUACAAGGCCCGAGCUAAGGUCUAGUGAGGUUUCAAACACGUUCUACUUCACGUUUACGGUCCGUUCAGAGGCGAAGGCCAACGACAACAACGGGUUUAAGAUACGUAAAGUGGUUCCAGCCACGGAAGAGGAAGCACGUAGGAUCCUCGAGCGUAUGGAUGCCGAUUCUCAGGUAAGUGCUUGAAUUUGGAAAGCCAUUGAUAUUAGAGAGUAGUGAGUUUCUGAGGUUAAAAGGUGUUUUUUUGAUCAAGUUUGUUGGUUCUGAUAGUUGCAGCAGAGGAAAUAAUGUAGCAACUAACAUCAGAUUAAAAGAUUCUUGAAUUCUAA